Messenger RNA from Plasmodium gonderi, 645 nucleotides. RefSeq names its product U3 small nucleolar RNA-associated protein 11. NCBI's taxonomy places the organism in Eukaryota, Apicomplexa, Aconoidasida, Haemosporida, Plasmodiidae. Bases 1 to 645 code for a protein of 214 amino acids. Gene Ontology annotation, cellular component: nucleolus; small-subunit processome. The record is from RefSeq and is a predicted model, not a curated record. The transcript has a single exon. Gene Ontology annotation, biological process: rRNA processing.
AUGUCGAGUUACAAAAAUGUAAUUCCAAAAAGGAGCUAUCAGGAGAGGGGGCAAGCGAAACAUAGACUGUAUCUGGGAGAAUUGGAAAAAAAGGUGGACUAUGGAAAAAGGAGGGAAAUAUAUAAGAAGAAAAAAAAAAUUGAAAAUGUGCUGAAAGAGAAGAUUAUGAACAAGAAUCCAGAUGAAUUUCAUACAGGUAUGAUACAUUCUAGAAUAAAUGAUGAUACAAAUGAAUUAAUAAAAGAAGAAAAAGUGUUGAAGGAAGAAGUAAAGUUAAAACAUAAAAGAGAUGAAUUAACACAGCAAGCUAAUAUGCUAUAUAAAAAAUUAAAAAAAAUUAAUAAAGCUAUUGACAAUUAUCAGAUAAAUGUCCCCCUAAGAUACAUUUUUAACAAUUCCCAUGAGUACUAUAAUGACAAUGAAGAUACAUAUGUACUUAAAGCAGAAAAUAAAAAAGUGAAAAAUAGAGCUGCUAUUCUUCAAAAAAGAUAUAACUCUUUAAUUAAUUUAAAAAAAAACAUCUUAUCCCAUAUAAGAAAUAUAGAUAAUAAAUAUGUAAUUACUUACAAAAAUGUAGAUGGUUAUAGUGUCAUCAAAGGAUCUGGUGGUACACCUUAUCGUUUCUUUGCACCACGCCUCCGAUGA